Messenger RNA from Cylicostephanus goldi, 717 nucleotides. NCBI's taxonomy places the organism in Eukaryota, Metazoa, Nematoda, Chromadorea, Rhabditida, Strongylidae. The record is from the annotation of a GenBank genome assembly.
AUGCUUCCGCAAGUGCUUGCGAGGACUGCUGUUCGAUGCGCUAGAAAUUUGGAGACGUUCCGAGUAGUCGUCACGCAAGGAUCUGCACGAGCAUCUUCUACUAUAGUGGCUCAAGAAUCUUCAUAUAAUCCUGAUGCUGAGAUGAUAGCGCACGAGCAAAGUCUUCCGCCACAACUACAAGAGACGGAUUAUGAAAAGCAGCUGGAAGCACUGAAGCCAUCAGAAAAUGUUUGGAAAUUGGCACCAUUCAAGCAUCAUAAGAAAAUGAGAGAUAUCAUCAACGAGCUGGAGAUCUACGCAUACAUGGGGACCUAUGUUCCGCAGUCUUUGUCUGAUGAUGACUGGUAUCGAAUGCUCAAUACAACCGAGACCGUUGGCGAUAGAGUGUCUUUUCUCGAAUAUCUUGCUAUAAAGCAAAGGCGACAGGAAAAGGAUAGGCAAAGAAAGAGCUCGAGACAAGAAAAGUUCUUAACACAGCUGGAACAAGAGAGAGCCAAGUUCAUGCGUGGUGAAAUGGGCUAUGGACCAGAUCUCUAUCAAUUGGUGCAUAAUCCUCUACGUAACAGAAAAAAAGUGCACGUCGCACAAGGCGCGCGAAUGGUCGCAGCUAUGCGUUGCGAGGAGCGUCCCAAAAUAGCGCUGGAUCUGCAGUAUAUGUUCAAAGAAAAGCAACGAGUUCAAGCUGAAUUAGGAAAUCAAAUGCAGUAUGUCAUAAGU